AUGCCUGCACCACGUCAGAUCGGCCGUCUUGGCCGGUCCCUGGGCGCAUCCGUCCUUGCAUCCCGCACUCCCGCUGUGUCCGUUCGAGGUUCGUGGACUCGCACGUCAUGCAGUCCGACCGUGAGGUGGACCAGCUCUGCCACCGACACAACUACAGCAAGGCCCUUUGUGAGGCUACCAAAGCUGUUCCCGACCCACGAGAACUUCGCCAACCGGCACAUCGGCCCAGACGAUGACAGCACUCAACAGAUGCUCAAAGCCCUUUCACCUCCUGUGGAGUCUGUGGAAAAGUUUGUCCAGCAGGUGAUUCCCGCCGACAUCCUUUCCUCGCGCGAACUCUUCCCACAGCGCCGGAAGGCUUUCGAUUCGGCGGCUAGCCAGGCGACGAAAGAGGGCCAUCAGGAAUGGGAAGUGCUCGCACUUGGGCGGGCCGCCGCGGAGAGCAACGAGUCGAGCCGGAAGAACUUCAUCGGUGCCGGAUAUUAUGGCACGAUCACCCCGGAGGUCAUUAAGCGCAAUGUGCUUGAGAGCCCCGCAUGGUACACCAGCUAUACCCCCUACCAGCCUGAGAUUAGCCAAGGCCGUUUGGAGUCACUCCUUAACUUCCAGACUUUGGUCUCGGACCUGACCGGGCUCCCGAUGUCUAACGCCAGUCUCCUGGACGAGGGUACCGCCGCCGCCGAAGCGAUGACGGUGUCACUAAAUGCACUCCCCAGUUCUCGCGCCAAGCGUCCUGGCAGGACAUAUGCCGUUGACAAGAACGUGCACCCUCAGACAAUCAACGUUCUACGGAGCCGCGCUGAAGGGUUCGGGAUCAACGUUCGGAUCAUGGACCUGUCGGCUUCGGAUUUCUCGGAGCUUGAGAGCUUGGGUCAGGAUUUAGUUGGUGCCCUGGUUCAGUACCCCAACACAUACGGCCAGGUCCGCGACUUUAAAGGGCUAGCCGAUGCUGUCCACAAGCAAGGAGCCCUCCUCAGCGCGGCGACGGACUUGCUGGCCCUCACCGUGCUCACUCCCCCUGGCGAGUGGGGGGCUGAUAUUGCGUUUGGCAACUCUCAGCGCUUUGGUGUUCCUCUUGGAUUUGGUGGCCCCCACGCCGCCUUCUUUGCCAUCACGGAGAAGCACAAGCGCAAGAUGCCUGGUCGUUUGAUUGGUGUUUCUAAGGACAGGCUCGGAGGCCGGGCUCUCCGGCUUUCGCUUCAGACCCGAGAGCAGCACAUCAGGAGAGAAAAGGCCACCAGCAACGUUUGCACUGCUCAGGCUUUGCUUGCCAACAUCAGCGCUCUCUAUGCUGUGUACCAUGGUCCCAGUGGCCUGAAGCAAAUUGCCGAGCGGUGCAGCUUGGGUGCGCGGGUCGUUCAAUCUGCUGCCCGCCACUUCGGGCUCGACGCCGGCUCCGAGUCUGUCGCGUUUGACACGGUUGUUAUUUCUAGCCCAGGCGAGGCCCAGACCAUCAAGAGUUUGGCAAAGGAUGAGGGCAUCAACAUCCGCCAGGACGGGGCAGACCGCGUGGUCAUCAGCAUCGACGAGACGGUCGAGGAGCGCGACCUCCUCGCCCUGAUCAAGGUGUUUUCCCAGGUCGGCAGUGGCAACGGCUCGGCAGACGCGCUGGCCGACUAUGCCCCGCUGCUUAAGCAGUUCCUCGAAGAGUCCCAGCCGACAGCUACCGCCCUCGACCACAUCCCAGAGGCCCUGCGCAGGACGUCUGCCUACCUCACUCACCCGGUAUUCAACACCCACCACUCUGAAACCGAGCUCCUGCGUUACAUCCACCAUCUCCAGUCCAAGGACUUGUCUCUCGUACACUCAAUGAUUCCCCUUGGAUCUUGCACCAUGAAGCUCAACGCCAGCACCGAGAUGGCGCUGAUCACGCUCCCGGGUUUCUCCAACGUCCACCCCGCAGCCCCUGCUGAGGAUAUCAAAGGCUACCAGAGUAUCAUCGAUGCGCUUGAGGAUCAGCUGAAGGAGAUCACUGCCAUGGAUGGGGUGUCUCUUCAGCCAAACUCUGGUGCUCAGGGUGAGUUUGCCGGUCUGCGUGCCAUUCGCAAGUACCAUGAGAGCCGCGGAGAGACGAAGCGUGAUCUCUGCAUCAUCCCGGUCUCCGCUCACGGUACCAACCCAGCGUCGGCCGCGAUGGCGGGCAUGCGUGUGCUGCCGGUCAAGUGUGACACCAAGACGGGCAACUUGGAUUUGGCGGACCUUGAGGCCAAGUGCGCGCAGCACUCGAGCCAGAUCGGCGCCAUCAUGAUCACGUACCCGAGCACGUUUGGCGUGUUUGAGCCGCAGAUCAAGAAGGUGUGCGAGAUUGUGCACUCCCACGGGGGGCAAGUGUACAUGGACGGCGCCAACAUGAACGCGCAGAUCGGGCUUUGCUCGCCAGGCGAGAUCGGGGCGGAUGUGUGCCACUUGAACCUGCACAAGACCUUCUGUAUCCCCCACGGUGGCGGCGGGCCCGGUGUUGGUCCCAUCUGUGUCAAGGAGCACCUGAUCCAGCAUCUCCCGACCAAGAACGUAACCAAUGUCGAGGACCCGAACCACCCGGUUAGCAGCGCGCCGUACGGCAGCUCCAGCAUUCUGCCCAUCAGCUGGGCGUACAACGCAAUGAUGGGCGGAGAAGGACUCACCAAGGCAACGACCGUCACGCUACUCAACGCCAAUUACCUGCUCAGCAAGCUCAAGCCUCACUACUCGAUCCUGUACACCAAUGAGCACGGCCGGUGCGCUCACGAGUUCAUUCUCGACGUGCGGCCUUUCCAGGAGAGUGCCGGUGUCGAGGCCAUCGACAUUGCCAAGCGGCUGCAGGAUUACGGCUUCCACGCCCCGACCAUGAGCUGGCCGGUGGCCAACACGCUCAUGAUCGAGCCAACCGAGUCCGAAUCCAAGGAGGAGCUCGAUCGCUUUGUCGAGGCACUGGUCAGCAUCCGUGAGGAAAUCCGUGAAGUCGAGGAGGGCAAGGCCCCGCGCACGGGUAACGUGCUGAAGCUGGCGCCGCACCCGAUGGCGGAUAUCGUUGCGGGCGACGGUGAGGCGGGUGGCAAGUGGGACCGGCCGUACUCGCGGGAGAAGGCUGCGUACCCGGUGGCUUGGUUGAAGGAAAAGAAGUUCUGGCCCAGCGUGGCCCGGGUUGAUGAUACAUACGGUGAUCUCAACCUGUUCUGCACUUGCCCUCCUGUUGAGGACACCACUGGUGAGGCUUAG
This is a messenger RNA of Dichotomopilus funicola, 3198 nucleotides long. RefSeq names its product glycine cleavage system P-protein-domain-containing protein. Gene Ontology annotation, cellular component: mitochondrion; glycine cleavage complex. The transcript is spliced from 3 exons. Gene Ontology annotation, molecular function: glycine binding; glycine dehydrogenase (decarboxylating) activity; pyridoxal phosphate binding. Lineage: Eukaryota; Fungi; Ascomycota; Sordariomycetes; Sordariales; Chaetomiaceae. Gene Ontology annotation, biological process: glycine decarboxylation via glycine cleavage system. The coding region runs from base 1 to 3198 and encodes 1065 amino acids. The record is from RefSeq and is a predicted model, not a curated record.